Molecule: messenger RNA, 2671 nt
Organism: Dromaius novaehollandiae (emu)
Lineage: Eukaryota; Metazoa; Chordata; Aves; Casuariiformes; Dromaiidae
Gene: SLC25A29
Product: solute carrier family 25 member 29
Exons: 4
Coding region: 143-1048 (301 amino acids)
Biological process (GO): mitochondrial L-ornithine transmembrane transport
Cellular component (GO): mitochondrion
Molecular function (GO): high-affinity L-arginine transmembrane transporter activity
Source: RefSeq, a predicted model, not a curated record
GUCCGCGGCGGCCCGGCCCCUCGGCGCGGCGGGGGCGGUAGAAAGGACGGCGCGGCGCGGCGCGGCGCGGCGGCGGCAGCGGUGCGCGGUGGCAGGCAGGGCCGCGCCGGGCCGGGCCCCGCCGCGCAGCCAGGGUGCCGGCAUGGCUCUGGACUUCCUCGCGGGAUGCGUCGGCGGUGCUGCUGGAGUGCUUGUAGGACACCCAUUUGACACCGUUAAGGUUCGUCUACAAGUUCAAAACAUAGAGAAACCUCUCUAUCGUGGGACCUUCCAUUGCUUUCAGUCCAUCAUAAAGCAAGAAUCUGCUUUUGGACUCUAUAAAGGUAUUGGGUCACCAAUGAUGGGACUUACCUUCAUUAACGCACUUGUAUUUGGUGUACAAGGAAAUACACUUCGUGCUCUUGGAAAAGACACUCCUCUAAACCAGUUUAUUGCAGGGUCAGCCGCAGGGGCUAUUCAGUGUGUCAUCUGUUGUCCUAUGGAGUUAGCAAAGACAAGAAUGCAGCUUCAAGGAACAGGUGAAUACAAAUUGAAGAUGAAGAACUACAAAAAUUCUCUGGAUUGUUUGGUCAAAAUCUAUCGAAAGGAAGGGCUGAGGGGUAUCAACAGGGGCAUGGUCUCUACAUUCAUAAGAGAGACACCAAGCUUUGGCUUUUACUUCCUGACCUAUGACUGUAUGACCAGAUACUUAGGCUGUGAAGCUGAAGACAGUUAUAUUAUUCCCAAACUGCUGUUUUCUGGAGGGAUGUCAGGAAUUGUAUCCUGGCUCUCAACCUACCCUGUGGAUGUGAUCAAAUCCCGGCUUCAAGCAGAUGGAGUUGGUGGAGUCACACAGUACAAUGGCAUUCUAGACUGUGUCAGAAAGAGUUACCAUGAUGAAGGCUGGAGGGUGUUUACAAGAGGUCUUACUUCUACACUUCUCCGUGCUUUUCCUGUCAAUGCAGCCACUUUUGCUACUGUCACUGUGUUCCUCAUGUAUAUGAGGUCAGAAGGCGACCUUCGCGAAUGUGAGCCAGGUCCAGCAAUCCAGCAGCCUUCGAGUUUGUGAAUAUUGUUUUUGUUCUUUUGAUCCAAAGCCCAUUUGUUUCUUUUAAUGUAAACACUUGACCUGAAGAAGUGGUGUAAAUAUACUCUCUCUCUGUAAAAAUUCCUAAAUGUGUCAAAAUUAGGGUUUCAUCUCAUCACUUGUACAAGCAGCAUAUGGCCUUACUAAGGACUUAAUAUCUAAUAGUAUCCAAAUAAGAUGGGGACCUGCCUUUAGAAAGUACUGUACAGAUACUGCUAUGUCUCCAGAAUAGGAUCUGGAGGACACCAUAGUACCAGAAAUCAGGUUUUCUUCCACCCAUGUUCUGAGUGACUGAGUUGAAUCAAAUGCAGAAGUGUUUUCAGAAAAGAAAUGUUCUUUUUGUAUAUGACAGGGAUAAGUAUAGUCCUCUAAGGUGAAGCAGGGGGAGAGGAAAUUAAAUGUUGACAGCAUUUUGCAGGUAACCCUGAACUGUUCAAGACAUGGAAGAACAUUCAGCUAGCCAUGUGCUUUACUUUUCCUCUGCUUUUAUGUCAGUGGUUUUAGUAGCAUCUUUGUUCAUAUUUGUUUGUUAAGAACUGAUUUGUUCCUAAGCUACUCCCUCACCUUUCAGCUUUGCUUAAAUAUCUGAAGUGCAAACAGAGUUAGCAUCUUUACUCAUGUGCACUUGUUUGUUUAAAUUUCAAGUCUAGUAAGGAUUUAGGAUAAUUCAAAGCUAGCAAAAUUGAUGUUCUUUGUCUUCACCUUUAUUUCUUAUUUGGUGGGUGCACAGAAUGUAUUAACCAGCUUCAGCCCAAGUAGACUUUGUUCUCUGAAGUUUGUAACUUGGUACCACUUCUCUGAAAGUGCAGCAUAGCAGCCAGCGCUGUGUAGAAAUCAAAGUCCUACCUGUGUUACUGCUCAUAACUUAGUGGGUGCAAUGUUAGCUUAGCAGCUUGAAGUACUUUAGAAAUAUGUACAUCUUUAGCAGUGGAGGUUUCACACCUUUCCAGAAAAUAGGGGUGCAAGUGCCUGAAAUGGUUAGUGUUCAAUACACUUGCAUUAUGAAUUUAAACAAUACUGGUUUUUAAGAGGUUAGUUAUAGUGCUACCAGAAGGAAGACUGAAAAGGGUUUUGGAGAAUUUUCUCGUUACAUUAAUCUACUUUAAUAUUUUUAGCAGUCCAUUCAAGAUGGAUUACUGUAUUCUAAGAGCUAUAAACAGUUAUUUAACAUUUGGAAUAAGAACCACACACAUUUGGCACAAAUAGCCAGGAGAAAGCAGUGCAUGUGUGUGGGGAGGGUUGGGGGAACCUUUCAGAAGUAUCAAGCUAGCUCAGUAAGUACAACUUGUUACACUUUUGCUUGGGACAUGUGCAAUAUGUGUUUAAUUUAUAUGGAUUUUCUAAAGAAACCUUAAUUCAUAGCAUUUUGCACUGUAACAAAGCAUGCUGGAGAAACCUGUAAAACUGGUAUGUCUUUUUAUACCUUGGAGGUAUGUCGGAUGUUUUAGUGCCUACUUGCACUGAGAUUCAAAUUGAAUGUUAAACAUGUCUACUAAGCUGCAUAUGCACAACAAUUCAAAGCAAAGAAUUUACACCUUUGUACAGUGGUCUGUAAUUAUUGUAUACAAAACUGAGGGAAUAAAUUUUUAAAAAAUUUUGACUUUA